AUGGAAGAAAUAAUCAAGAACGAAAUUCCCUCAGAUGUACGGAAAGAAGCAGCUGAGGCCACCAACAAUUUAUUUCCGGAAAGAACCAAACAGAGAUAUCAGCAGGAAUAUGACAAUUUCGUAAAGUGGCGUCAGAAUAAAAACAUACACAGGAUGAGUGAAGAAAUACUGCUAGCUUAUGCAAAAGGAAUAUCUGAAACGUAUUUUCCUACAUCGCUGUGGACAAAAAUACCAAUGCUAAAUAAAACUUUCGUUUAG
This is a messenger RNA of Ceutorhynchus assimilis (cabbage seed weevil), 258 nucleotides long. The record is from the annotation of a GenBank genome assembly. NCBI's taxonomy places the organism in Eukaryota, Metazoa, Arthropoda, Insecta, Coleoptera, Curculionidae.